CACCCAGCAAGAGUUCGAGCAAUAUGACUGUCGCAGCCACCCCAUCCAAGCCUACCGCCACCCCACGCCAGUACUCCUCGGGGUCUCUGGAUGGCUUCAAGUCCACCGUCCUAACCCCCGUCAUCGGCAACGAGUUCCCCAAGGGCUCGAUCAACAUUGUUGAUGACAUCCUCAACGCGCCCAACUCCGAGGAGCGCAUCCGCGAUCUCGCGAUCCUCAUCUCCGAACGCGGCGUCGUCUUCUUCCGCGCACAAGACAACCUAACCAACGACCUGCAAAAAGACCUAAUCCUCAAACUCGGCGAAUUAACCGGCCGCCCCGCAGACCACGGCCUCCACAUUCACCCCGUGGUCAACGACGCGCGGGAAUUCGGCGACCCCGAUCCCGAAAUCAGCACGAUCAACUCGCUCGAGCGCAAGAAGCUCUACAAGGGCGCGGCGCUGGGCAAGCUCGCCGCGCUGUGGCACAGCGAUAUCUCCUUUGAAAAAGCCCCCUCUGACUACGCCGCGCUCCGACUGACUCUCCUCCCGCCAACGGGCGGGGACACGCUCUGGGCUUCAGGCUACGAAGUCUACGACCGGAUUUCCAAGAGCUACCGCUCGUACCUCGAGACGUUAAGCGCCGUGCACUCGGGCGACAACUUCCACCGCGCGGCGGCGAACGGCGGGUUCCCGCUGUAUACCAAGCCCCGCGGGUCGCCGUUGAAUGUGGGCGAUGAGCUGAGCGCUGUGCAUCCCGUCGUGCGCACGAAUCCGGUGACCGGGUGGAAGAGUAUCUAUGGGGUUGGCGGGUUCACCAAGACGGUGCAGGGGCUGACGUCGCGCGAGAACGAGAACCUCCUCAAGUACUUCCAUGAUCUGGUCACGUAUGGCCAUGAUCUCCAGGUGCGGUUCAAGUGGGCGCAGCCUAAUGAUAUUGCCAUCUGGGAUAACCGCAGCGUCUUCCACACCGCGACAUUCGACUACGAUAACAUUGGCGAGCGCAGCGGGAACCGCGCUGUGGGUAUCGGUGAGGCACCGUACUUUGACCCGGGGAGCAAGUCGCGUCGUGAGGAUUUGGGAAUUGAGGAUCAGCUUUCGCCGGUUCAUUUCUAG
Aspergillus calidoustus is the source of this 1094-nucleotide messenger RNA. The record is from the annotation of a GenBank genome assembly. Lineage: Eukaryota; Fungi; Ascomycota; Eurotiomycetes; Eurotiales; Aspergillaceae.